AUAGAACAACGUCUCGCGCUUCAUCCGCAAAAUGACAUAAAUUUUAGGAAGUGGUUUUAGCAAAGGAAGAGUGCUGUGACAGAAAAUUAUCUGGAAAUCACAGCCGAACCAGGGAACAGUGUUAAAGACGGAGACAUUUGUAUCGAUCACAGCAUGCAUCUGAAGAUAUGGCGCCCACUUUCUCUGAUGUGCUGUGUAUUUGUCCAGACAAACAUGCACACAGAGCACACCUUUCCUGUGUUUCCCUGAAUACUGGGCUGUUGGGGAAGACGACUCUCAGGAGGCAAAGUAAAGCCGAUGAGGAGGAAACUUGAUCGCUUUGUUUCUCCGUCCUCACCUCUAAUUCUUGUGCGAUGGACCGGCCUCUGCUGGGACGAGGUUCAGCCCGGCGCUGCUGCUCCUAUAGCACCCUGAAGGCCUGGCUGCCCAUCCUCUCCUGGUUACCCAGUUACAAGCUGAAGUGGCUUCAGAUGGACCUGCUCGCAGGCCUCACCGUUGGGCUGACAACUGUACCGCAGGCACUGGCUUAUGCUGAAGUAGCUGGCCUUCCUGUGCAGUACGGACUCUACUCUGCCUUCAUGGGGGGGUUCAUGUACACCCUCCUCGGGACCUCUAAGGAUGUGACACUUGGUCCCACGGCCAUCAUGUCCCUCCUGUGCUUCUCCGUGGUGGGGGGGCAGCCCCACCGAGCCGUGCUGCUCAGCCUCCUCUGUGGACUCAUCCAGGCUGUAAUGGCAUUACUGAGAUUAGGUUUCCUGCUGGACUUCAUCUCUUUUCCUGUAAUAAAAGGCUUCACUUGUGCUGCUGCGGUAACCAUUGGCUUUGGCCAGGUCAAGAACAUUCUGGGACUCCAGGGCGUUCCGCACGAGUUCUACCUGGAGGUUUACUACACCUUCUACAAGAUCCCAGAGGCCAGGAUUGGUGAUGUGGUACUAGGUCUGCUCUGUCUUGCUCUGCUGGUCAUGUUGUUGUUUAUGAAGACGAGUCUGGGCUCUGACGACGCUCCCACCUACUCCAGAGUCGCCUGGAAAGUAGUGUGGACUGUUGCUACCAUGCGUAACGCUCUGGUGGUCAUGGCUGCAUCCUUAGUAGCAUUUUCCUGGGAAGCUUACGGUUAUCACGUGUUCACAGUCACUGGGAAAACUUCCCAGGGGCUACCGCCGUUCAGUCCCCCACCCACCUCAGACGCCACAGCCAACGGCACCGUCGUCUCCUUUGGGGAGAUUGUUGAGGGCUUUGGAGGAGGACUGGCUGUGAUUCCUUUAAUGGGUCUGUUGGAGAGCCUUGCUAUUGCUAAAGCUUUUGCCAGUCAGAACGACUACAGAAUUGAUGCCAACCAGGAGCUGCUGGCUAUUGGUGUGACCAACAUCAUGGGCUCCUUUGUGUCAGCCUACCCUGUUACUGGCAGCUUUGGGAGGACAGCGGUGAACUCCCAGACUGGUGUUUGCACUCCAGCUGGAGGGAUCAUUACCAGUGUGAUCGUAUUGCUUUCCCUGGCGUUCCUCAUGCCGGCCUUCUACUACAUCCCCAAGGCCUCACUAGCUGCUGUUAUCAUCUGUGCGGUAACUCCCAUGGUGGAUUACCGUGUCGUGGCUAAGAUGUGGAGGAUACGCAAGCUGGACCUGCUGCCUUUUGUUGUGACGUUCCUGAUGAGUUUCUGGCAGGUGCAGUACGGUAUCAUGGGAGGUGUAGCUGUAUCUGGAGCCCUGCUGCUGUACAACACUGCAAGACCCCAGAUAAAGGUUUCUGAUCAAGGUGUGCUGGUGAUGGAGUUGGACAGUGGUCUCAGCUUUCCUGCCACAGAGUAUCUCAGCCACAUCAUACACACUUGGGCUCUGCAGGCGUCUCCACCGCGGUCGGUGGUCCUGGAUUGCCAUCAUGUCAGCAUCAUAGAUUACUCAGUGAUCAGUGAGCUGAGGGACCUGCUGAGGCAGUUCAAAAAACGAGAAGUGCGACUGUUUUUUUCCAGAUUGCAGCCCUUUGUUCUUGAGGUCCUCCUAGCAGCUGAUCUGCAGGGCCUCAUGUAUACAGACAGUGUGGAGGCAGCACUGCAGAUGGAGUCGGGAGCCUCCUCAAUGACCAACACUGGAGAUCUUUGAUGGUGGAGAAAAGCGAUGUAACGACAAUGAUCAGUGACAUUUCUGGUCUGGGAUUAUUAGGCCCUCUAACAAUUUAUUCACUGGCUAGUAGGUGUAUGUGGACUGCCAGUGGCCAAGUGAUGUCCCUCUGUGUUUCACUGAACUUUAUAUCUGCUAAACUUGACUUUGUAAAUCAUUGUGGAAUCACUACAUUACCAUUGCACAAUUAACAGAGAACCCUUCUGUUAGGUUUUAUGGUUGAAGGUGAUGGGUGAGCUUCCAGGGACCAAAUCUGAAUUUACAGAAGAGGGGUGACUGGUGUGUGAAUAACAGAACAGAGCAAAGCUAACUAUUAUUGUGACUUGUUUUAUUUAUCUAUGUAAAAGGAAAUAUAAGGUGAUUGAUUUCUCUUAUUGUUUUGUUUGUAAAGAAAUGUCAUCAAGGCUGUGGCAAAAGUGUUUUGACUUUGAAAAUUACUUUAAUUGAAUUACAUUAUGAACCUAAAAUGAAGGGUUUUUACUGAAUAAAAUAAAUAUUUUAAACAUUAGGUUGUAUUUGAAUUACAUUUCUAAUUAAAUUACAUUACUUUGAGAUCCUGUUGAUCUGCAUCGAAACACUGACGUAAAGUCUUUGACUCAUUGCAGUAAAACAAUAAAACAUGAUCACUUCCAAGGGGGGUAAACAAUUUUCAUAGGCACAGUAAACUUUUUUUUUUCAAACCAUUAAGGAUUGUAAUGGGAAUUUCAUAAGAACCAUCUUUAAAACACUGCCAUGUAACUAAUCUCACUAGGGGCCUCCAGGGGUCAAUGGAAGGUAAAUGUGUGUGAUGCUUUAACAUAUGUCCAGAGGGGUCAGGACUUUAAGUGGUUCACCACAUGUACCUUGGACAUGGGUGUCUUUCUAUAGAUCCAGAUUGAGUGUCCCCCUCGGGAACGCUCAAAGACACCUUGAUGAGAUAGUACUCCGACCCUGAGACUAAGAUAAAAGCUGCAUGAGCUGUUACACUGCAGCUCACUUGGAUGAUACUCUCUGAUGCGUAUGUGUCCCUGUGAGUUCCUUCUGCAGAAGACUUGAAUAAAAUUCACAGAAAGACAA
Molecule: messenger RNA, 3173 nt
Organism: Micropterus salmoides (largemouth bass)
Lineage: Eukaryota; Metazoa; Chordata; Actinopteri; Centrarchiformes; Centrarchidae
Gene: slc26a11
Product: solute carrier family 26 member 11
Exons: 15
Coding region: 354-2099 (581 amino acids)
Biological process (GO): transmembrane transport
Cellular component (GO): membrane
Molecular function (GO): secondary active sulfate transmembrane transporter activity
Source: RefSeq, a predicted model, not a curated record